Molecule: messenger RNA, 333 nt
Organism: Microthlaspi erraticum
Lineage: Eukaryota; Viridiplantae; Streptophyta; Magnoliopsida; Brassicales; Brassicaceae
Source: the annotation of a GenBank genome assembly
AUGGAGGAAAAGACGCUUCAUCGGCCGGCGACGCUUCUCCCGAUCAACGGCUCGGCGGAGGAGGAUUGUUGUUAUGGACCACCAAAAACGGAGGAGGAUACGAAGUGCACGAUUGAGGAGGUCAAGCCUGGAAAGUUCGUCAGAAAGUGCCUCAAAGCGAAGAAGGUAGUCGUUGUUCGCGGCUGGCCCUGGUCUGGGAAGCCCUCUGAGGUCUCUACGACAGAGGAGACGGAAGAGGAUGUCACGAACCAUGUCACGGACCAGAUGGUGGGGCAAUCGUUCAACGAGAGUAAGACAGAAGAAUCCGAGGUUAAGGCUUGUCGUAUCAUGUAG